AUGGACGUAGACAGUGAAGUGAAGCCGUUGCUGGGGGAGAUGUCGAAGAGGCUGGACGUGGUGCGCGCAGAUCUCCUCCCAGCACUCCGGCAGCUGGACGAGGAUACGCUUCUCUCGUACUACACCGCUGAUGAGCAGGCGCGCCUGUACCUCUCUGCUGCCUUUACGUUGACACUGUCUCUAUACUCGCUGGACAAGAUCACCCAUCGCCAGGUGGCAGCCGGGAGCGGCGCGGCGCCGCGAUUGACAGAAUCUGGAAGUCGUGGUGGCGCAGCUUCAUCCGCCUUGGCAGCCUCAUCGCCAUCGUCGUUCACUUCUACAGACCCACAGCUUGUGCUCAAGAUCGAGCGCAUUACGGAGUAUAUUAAAAAACUCCAGGAGCUGGCAACACUGGAGCGGCAGAAGAAGAUUGCCACCGCCGCCACCGUUGAUGCAUCGACUGGUGCUGUCGCGACCACUGCGCCUGGUGGCAAGCGUUCACAUGCGGAGGCCUCGGCCGACAUCACCGCCACCACUGUUGAGAAGCCUGCGAAAAAGGCGAGGGAGGAUAACGGCGCGAGCGCCGAGGCGUCACUGGCGCGCGGCGAAAAUGACGACCUCGGCGAUGCGCAGAUGUUCAGCGUCGUGUCGCGGGUGGCGGGCGAGACCGGAACGCUGGUGAGCCGCUUGCUAAAGCAGACCAUGUCAUCCACGUCAGCAGCGAGCAAGGGCGAGUAG
This is a messenger RNA of Leishmania braziliensis MHOM/BR/75/M2904, 717 nucleotides long. RefSeq lists its product as hypothetical. The transcript has a single exon. Lineage: Eukaryota; Euglenozoa; Kinetoplastea; Trypanosomatida; Trypanosomatidae. The record is from RefSeq and is a predicted model, not a curated record. The coding region runs from base 1 to 717 and encodes 238 amino acids.